UAUCCCUAUCCUCGACGCAAUCUCCUCAUUCACUGUACUCACCAAGCUUCAUGGAAAAUUCCAAAGUCCUCGUCAUCGGAGGUUCACGAAACAUAGGCUAUUACUCUGCUGUCCGGCUUCUUGCUCUCGGCGCUACCGUUACAUUCCUCCUGCGCUCACCACGAGUCUUUGAUCAGGAUGACACGAUCCAAAAUUACAUCAAGGAAGGUAAAGCCCGCCUUAUCCAAGGCGAUGCUCUCGUGAAGAGCGAUGUCCGCCGGGCAUGGUCUGAGGCUCAGCAUCAACAGGGGGAUGACUCAGAUGCCAGACCAGUCGACUUCCUCAUCUUCACAGUCGGCGGAAUACCCCAGUUUUCACUAAGAAAAGGCUUCACCGUCACCCCGCCAAACCUUGUUACCCAGUCCCUCCUCAACGUCCUCGAGACUCUCCCAUCUCCGCACCCAAAGAUCAUAACGAUCUCUUCUAUAGGCCUCACGCACGCCUCCCACCAAAUUCUCCCUCUUCCUCUCAAACCAGUCUAUAGCUACCUCCUUUCCGAACCGCACAAAGACAAAUGUGGCGCGGAGGAAGCUAUAGCUCAUAGCGCAGGGUGGACUUGGGAUGCAAGAGACAGCCCAGGCAACGAGAUUUCCGGUGUUGAUUGGACGAACCGUAUUCCCAAUCCUGGGGAACUUAAGAGUAUUGUCGUCGUCCGGCCCGCGCUGUUUACUGACGGGGAAUGUCGCGCGGACGUAAAAGGUAAAGGAAGCGAAGCAUAUCGAGUGAAAGAAGGGGAUUUGGAGAGCAGUUGGACGAUUUCGAGGAUGGAUGUCGCGCAUUUUCUCGUGGAGGGUGUGGUGAGGCAUUGGCAGAAGUGGGAGGGGAAGUGUGUUAGUGUUGCGUAUUGAUUCUAUUUUUGGGUUUGUCGUAUGGAUUCGAUCGUUUCCUAUGUCCUCUGGACUAUCGCAACUAUUAUGCCCCAUCCUGGUUCUCUUUCUUCCGAUAUUUGACACCAAGUGCAAUAUGUCACGCACAUCAACUUCCAUGGUCAAGUCCCCUGGUCCCCGCAGCUCGCUGCUGCUCUCAGUAUGGCAUGGAGACGUGGAUCAUGGGCCCUCAUUAAUCAAAUUUUCGUCCUUGUGUCAAGCUAAGCUAGCGCAUCGAACAGCAAGUCAGAUUGUAACAGCCCUCCUCAUAAUAACUUUUAUUAAUCCAAACGCAUAAUCGUAUCCGCAAUAAUCUAUACCUACUCCGUCGUUACAAUUGUCACAAAUAUAAUCAGUCGCUGUCCAGUUAUUGGAUUGUUUAAAAA
This is a messenger RNA of Suillus clintonianus, 1291 nucleotides long. RefSeq lists its product as uncharacterized. Bases 51 to 887 code for a protein of 278 amino acids. The transcript is spliced from 4 exons. The record is from RefSeq and is a predicted model, not a curated record. NCBI's taxonomy places the organism in Eukaryota, Fungi, Basidiomycota, Agaricomycetes, Boletales, Suillaceae.